Messenger RNA from Musca vetustissima, 1414 nucleotides. RefSeq lists its product as uncharacterized. The transcript is spliced from 5 exons. NCBI's taxonomy places the organism in Eukaryota, Metazoa, Arthropoda, Insecta, Diptera, Muscidae. The record is from RefSeq and is a predicted model, not a curated record. The coding region runs from base 17 to 1411 and encodes 464 amino acids.
CAAGGUCGAAAGCACUAUGAGUCGUUCUGCAUCUGGAGCGGAUGUGACUGAGAAAUAUUUUACACAAUUGGUACCAAUUGAAAAACUAUCAGAAAUUCUUAAAGAAAAAUCUCUUAAACAAGGGGUCAACGGAAUUACUUCGGAUGUAUUUGUGUCCCAAGUAUUUCCACAAUAUGCAGAUCUUGGUCAACGUUUAUUCAAGUUUAUGCAUGCGACGUCUAGAGCAACUACAAGUUACUUGGGGACCGUAGCCUUCCGUCAACAAUGCGAACGAUUUCUGGGAAUAAUGGACGAUGCUAAAAUAUUAGAAUGCUAUAUAAGGAUGUACGCCCAGUCCGAUAAUCCGGAUUUUGUUGAUCGAGAGGGUGUAACUCGAUUGCUUCAUAUAUGUUACACAAUUGCUAUGCAACACUCUGGAAAUUCACUUUUAUGUCCCUCGAUAAAUCGUACGUUCAGUUCUGUGACGAAAUCAAUAUUUUUUAGUCACGAUACUUUAAGCGUAGGCUUCGUCUGCCGUUGGUUUGAACAAAAUUUAAUACGUUUAGUACUAUUGGUACACAAAUAUUGUGUUCAUACUCUUUCGACUGCAUACCGCGGACUUGAACAGGAAGGCCAAUCUUGUGGCAUAGAACUACAGACACCGGUUCUAGAACAACGAAAUCCAUUUCCCGAUAAAAGUCAAAAUACUCCGUCUGAAGAUACCAUCGAUGCUUCUUCCACUUUGAUGCCAUUAUCGCAAGCCUGGUUAUUGGCCGGUGCUUUGCCGCCAUUAUACUCUAAACCACAAAAAGUUACGUCUCCAAGCGCCAAUAAGGCGUCAGCAGCACAAAUUUUUAUAGAAAAAUUGUCGAUGAUGCCCUCGCAUUGGACAUUACUGUACGAUUCAAAUGAACACGGUUUAGGUGCUAACCGCUUUUUACAUCACGUCCUUGGUUAUCGGGGACCAACAUUAAUAUUGAUCCAUACAAAAGACGAUCAGACCUAUUUAAUUGCCUCGCCAAAUGAAUGGAAGGAGACACAUCUUUAUACAGGCGGUGAAGGCAGUUGUGUUUUACAACUAUGGCCAAAAUUUGUGAUACUAGAAAAGAAACCAAACAUUCUCUACCUAAACACAUCCAUUCGAGGAUAUCCUAAAGGCUUACGAGCAGGUGCAGAUCCUAGAAAACCAAUAAUAGCAGUCGAUGAACACUUUGAAAACGUUGAUUGUAAGGGAAUUGCUGCUGUUCUACUUUCAAUUGAGGUGUGGGGUUGUGGAGAUAAAACAUCACGUGAAGUACAAUUAGAUAUCAAGAAAUGGCAAAUAAAAGAAGCCGAACGACAACGUACAGUUAAACUAACCGCAGCAGAUUGGAUGGAUCAUCCAGAUCGAUUCCUUUUGGAAUUGGGUGGCCGACAGAAUUACAACAAUUGAUUA